Messenger RNA from Paramecium sonneborni, 1630 nucleotides. Lineage: Eukaryota; Ciliophora; Oligohymenophorea; Peniculida; Parameciidae. The record is from the annotation of a GenBank genome assembly.
AUGCAAAGAAAUCGUCAAACACAUUAGUAAAAUAAGUAUUUAUUUUUAAUAUUUGAGUUUAUAAAGGAAUCAAUAAGGUGAAUAAUAAGAAAAUUAAUAAGUUAGUUUUGAAUGUAUUUCUUUUUCAUUUUAUCUUAUGAUGGCUUUAAUAUUAAUUACUUUGAUUAUUUCAAUUUUUGCAGCUACUUAAAAUGAAGGAGAAAAAUAAAUAAUAUGCAUUUUAUUAACUUUUAUGUUAAUUGUUCUUUUAGGAUGUGUUUUGUACAUGUAGAUUUUAUACUCUGAUGCAAAUGAUAGAUAACUCAAACUACCUGUGGAAAAAUCAGUAAAUCAAUGGUUCUACUCAUGUACAUUUAUAUUUUUCUUUGAAUAUUCAAGCUCUUCCCAAUUUACUGCUAAUAAAUGGACAUAUAUUUAUAUCAUUAUUACAAUGAUAAUUCUUGCCUAAAAUUUUGUAGGUUAUACCUAUUCAAAAUGUUUUUUGAAAAAUUAAGAUACUCAGCAAUAACCUAGAAUGCUUGAGGAUACCUAUAAUUCUGAUUAAUAUUGUAUUCAAUAUUAUACACCUCCAAAAUUUGAAGGUCCUAUGUUAAUGCCACUAGGAAUCAUGUGUAUUAUUAUUUUUUCAUUUUUUGUUGGAUAUGAAGGAAUAAGUUUUAUUUCAAAAAUCAAUUAACUUGUUAGGUUUAAAUCCUUGCAAUCUUAUUAAUAUAUUAAUAAAUAUAUAAGUAAGUCAAAUUCUUAUUAAUAGAUAUUCCAAAAGUGAUUUUUAGAAGUAAAGCAUUAUGUAUAAUCCUUAUGAUUAAUAAUUUUUUAAAAUUAAUUGCUUUAUUAGUGAUUAUUAUUUUAACACCAAAUGACACUUCCUAUAUUUUAAUAGUAUCUAAUUUAAUUUUCCAUGUUACUAUGAUAUUAAUAAUUAUGGCAUUAUUAAAAUUUAUUGCUAAAAGUAAAAUUAUUUAUUAUAUGGCAAGUUGAUAUUUAAAACAAUAAAAUUGAAUUAUUCUUUAAUCAUCAAAUACUUAUAGAUGAAAUAUUAAAAUUAUAAGAAAUAAAACUUAGAUUACUUAAACUUCUAUUAGUUAUUAGUUUUAUUCUUACAAUAGUAGGUUAAAUUUAAUUUGUCAAGGAAGAGAAAAGUUAUUAUUAAAUAAUAAAUUAUGACAAUAUUAUUAUUUAUGAUUGUGCAAUAUUUUAACUAAUAAUAAAUAGUCUUAUCAUUUUGAAGUACUUAUUUUGUUCUUGUUUUAAUGGAAUUAAAAUUAAAUUUAGGCACUAAAAUAUAUCUUAGGUAAUGCAAGAUUCCGAAAUAUAUAAUUAACCACAAUAAGUUCUUUACAGAGAACAAUAACAUUAAUUUAUAGAAAAUGUAAUUCCAAGAGUUUAAAAUAAUAGAAAAAAGGCAAAGCUGGAACCAAUUUAAAAUAUAAAUAAUAGUUUUAUUUACUAAGUGGAACUUAAAAAUAAAGUAGAUUGUAUUAUUUGUUUGCAAUAAAUGCUUGAAAAAUCAAAUAAAGAUCCUAUAGUUUAGUUAAGAUGUCAUACGAGUCAUAUUUUUCAUAAGUUAUGCAUUACAGAAUGGUUGAACUAGAAUAAAAAAUGUCCUAUUUGCAACAAAGAAUUUAAAUGA